AUGAAAAAAGAAGGAGAAGAACACACAAAGUUUGAAUUUAUGAGUGCUUACUUGGCGUUGCAUAUGGUGCACAUCCUGCUGAAGGCUCUUACCUAUAUUUUCUCUCCAUAUUUUUCUUCAUCGCUCCUUCCAGCUUUUAAAAUGCCCGGGUCUCCUGAAAAAUUGCUGCCAUCUUCACAUAUACAGCGUCAUAAUUUCCCAGCUAAAGCUCUCGAAGCACGAAAAAAGAAAACACAACAAGCAACAAAAAAAUAG
Molecule: messenger RNA, 255 nt
Organism: Clunio marinus
Lineage: Eukaryota; Metazoa; Arthropoda; Insecta; Diptera; Chironomidae
Source: the annotation of a GenBank genome assembly